AAUCACAAUCGAAAGCAAUCAACACGCGUGCUAUCGAGCGAUAUCAUACAAGGACAAGAGGAGAUUAAAGCCAGCAGACACUUAGCCUUUUAGCAACCAUCCCACAGAUUGCCUUCCUCUUUUCAUUGAGUCCUUCCAUACACCCAGCCCAAAAAUUCCAAACCACACACACACCACCCGCCACAAUGUCAACAACACCAAUCCCCAAAAACCGAUCCUCCAGCCCAACAGUUUUCGAACAGCAGCGAGCAGAAUUAGUUAGAGAGAUUGCAGUGGGUAUGGAACAAGUCCUCCAAAACAUCAACCGGCUGAACCGGAACCUGGAGAGCAUUAUUUCCGUGGGAAACGAAUUCGGCUCUGUGGAAGCGCUCUGGUCCCAGUUUGAGAACUUUAUGGGCAGCAGGCCUGGGGAGGAGCAGAAGGGUGCUGGCGGUGCUAGUGGUGGGGGUGGAGGCGGGCAGCAUCAGGAUGAUGAGGAGGGGAGUCAGCUUCAGGAGGAGGAUCAUCAAUGAUCGGUGAUCGGUGAGGAAUAAAAUGGGUCUGCGGCUUGGUUUGAGGUUAUCGUUGUUUAUGUGGGUAUGGAUUAGAUCGGUUGAUUGGUGGCGUAUGGUAGAGGAGUUAUCCUUCUUUGUUUUUACAAUGUACUGUUGGAUUGUUUAUUUUGUUUUCCUAUCUUUGUUUUACUCUGUUUGCUAUUGAAAAUAUCGGGAUACGGAUACCAUAUGGGGGGUAAUAACAGAGUUUAUGAGUUUGGCAACAAAACAAGUUCAACAAUUCAAG
This is a messenger RNA of Aspergillus piperis CBS 112811, 780 nucleotides long. Its product is annotated as DASH complex subunit DAD1. Gene Ontology annotation, cellular component: mitotic spindle; DASH complex; mitotic spindle pole body. NCBI's taxonomy places the organism in Eukaryota, Fungi, Ascomycota, Eurotiomycetes, Eurotiales, Aspergillaceae. The coding region runs from base 186 to 512 and encodes 108 amino acids. The transcript is spliced from 3 exons. The record is from RefSeq and is a predicted model, not a curated record.